Molecule: messenger RNA, 360 nt
Organism: Sceloporus undulatus (fence lizard)
Lineage: Eukaryota; Metazoa; Chordata; Lepidosauria; Squamata; Phrynosomatidae
Product: prefoldin subunit 6-like
Exons: 2
Biological process (GO): chaperone-mediated protein complex assembly; protein folding
Cellular component (GO): prefoldin complex; cytoplasm
Molecular function (GO): protein-folding chaperone binding
Source: RefSeq, a predicted model, not a curated record
GAACUGGACUUCCUAGACUCCUCCAACUCCGUCUACAAGCUGAUUGGGCCGGUGCUGGUGAAGCAGGACAUGGAUGAGGCGAAAGCGACGGUUGGGAAGAGGCUGGAGUACAUCACUGGAGAGAUCAAACGGUAUGAGGCCCAGAUGCAGGAGUAUGAGAAGAAAUCGGACCAGCAGCGGGAGUUGCUGGCGCGGCUGCAGCAGGACUUCCAGAAGGCCCAGGCCAAGGUGGCCGUCAAGGCCUGAAAAGAGCCAGCCGGGAAGGACUCUGGCAGCGGGCGGGAAAGGGGGCUCCAGCUUCAGUGUUAGGCCUUUAGGCCUUAGAUCCUCUGUUUAAAAUAAAACUAGGUUCUGAUCUCA